This is a messenger RNA of Branchiostoma floridae (Florida lancelet), 1752 nucleotides long. Its product is annotated as cytochrome P450 2J6-like. Gene Ontology annotation, molecular function: heme binding; oxidoreductase activity, acting on paired donors, with incorporation or reduction of molecular oxygen, reduced flavin or flavoprotein as one donor, and incorporation of one atom of oxygen; iron ion binding. Lineage: Eukaryota; Metazoa; Chordata; Leptocardii; Amphioxiformes; Branchiostomatidae. The coding region runs from base 1 to 1512 and encodes 503 amino acids. Gene Ontology annotation, cellular component: cytoplasm; intracellular membrane-bounded organelle. The record is from RefSeq and is a predicted model, not a curated record. Gene Ontology annotation, biological process: xenobiotic metabolic process. The transcript is spliced from 7 exons.
AUGGCGGCUGGCGUACUCUUUUCAGAGAUUUUUCAGCUUUCCUGUCUGAAUCUUCAGACGUUUCUCGUGUUCUUCGUUGCCUUUCUUCUAGCGUGCCUGUAUCUUAGGCGUCCUAGAAACCUCCCUCCUUACCCGGCAGGAUGUUGGCCCGUUCUCGGGCACCUCAUCGCCUUGGGCCGAGCGCCUCACCUGAAGCUGACGGCGUGGAGGCGGCAGUACGGGGACGUCUUCACUGUCAGGAUGGGGAUGGAAGAUGUGGUGGUUCUGAACGGCUACACUGCCGUCAAGGACGCGCUCGUGGACAGGUCCGAGCUGUUCGCCUCCAGGCCGCAGAACUACCUAUUUGAUUUUGUAACUAGUUUUGGAAAAGGUAUCAGCAGUGCACAGUGGGGAAAGGCAUUCAAACAAAAGAGAAGGUUCGCUUCGACAAUCCUGAGGAUCCUCGGCGUGAAAGAAGGAAUGGGAAGCAUUGAAGAAAAGAUUCGAGAAGAAACGGACUGUCUUUGUAACAAGGUUUCACAAUACGAAGGACAGCCAUUCGACCCCGAGGGUGACCUACAGGUCACAAUAGCAAACGUCAUCUGUUCCACGGCCUUUGGAAGUCGCUUCGACUACGGUGAUGAGAGGUUCAAGAAACUGGGGGAAGCAGUUCUCAUCAUAGUGGACCGACUUGGGGCUGGGCAGAUCAUCAACGUGUUCCCAUUCCUGCGAUUUGUUCCAGGUGUGAACAAGUCUCUCCGUGAUGUCAGCAAAUACAAUGCGAAGAUCCACGCGUUUCUGUGGGACGAGAUCUCGCGCCACCGCCACAACCUGGACCGCGAGAAUCCGCGAGACUUCCUCGACUUCUGUCUCGUUGAGCUCGAAAAGCGGGAAAAGGUGGAAGAUUUCACCGAGGAACAAGCGAUGUGCCUGACCUAUGAAUUCUUUAUUGCUGGAGUGGACACCCUCACUAACACCAUGCAAUGGUGUCUGCUGUACAUGGUCCUGUAUCCUGACGUACAAAAGAAGGUCCAGUCAGAGCUUGAUGCAGUUGUUGGAGGCGCCCAGCCCGCCCUGUCCCACCGUGCCCAGCUGCCCUACACAGAGGCUACACUGAUGGAAGUACAGCGGAUGCGCCCUGUUGGUCCUCUAGGCUUGCCGCACGCCACCACGCAAGACGUCACAGUUGGCGUGUUUGAUCUACCAGCGGGAGUUAAGAUCCUGACGAACCUGCACUCCCUCCACAUGGACCCAGCCUACUGGCCGGAUCCGGACCGGUUUGACCCGGAAAGGUUUCUGGACACAGAAGGAAAGGUCAUCAGCAAGCCCAAGUCCUUCAUGCCCUUUUCUGGAGGUAGACGUGUGUGCCUUGGAGAGCAGCUCGCCAAGAUGGAGCUGUUUCUGCUCUUCUCCAGCCUGCUGCAGAACUUCACCUUCAAGUCGCCAGAGGGCGCGCCUGUACUGUCUGCUGAGGGCAUUUUGAGGAUCACACUAGCUCCCCCUUCGUAUAAGAUAUGUGCCAUUCCGCGUUGAAUGGCCAUCUCACCAUGGAACGAAAAGGGGUGCAUACUUUUGCAUGUCAUAAUGUAGUUAGAAUACAAUACUGACAUUGUGUAUAUCUAAAGGAUUUUCUUUCUUUUGCUUGACCUUAUUUGUUUAUAAUAUGUAUGUAAGUUAUCUCUAUAAUCUAUCUUGAUCCCAGUACAUCUUUAAUUUACUUGCCUUAUGAGCUUUUGAUGGUAUUUUGCAUUUAUUACUUAGGCCAUGUUGAUU